This is a messenger RNA of Photinus pyralis (common eastern firefly), 1656 nucleotides long. Its product is annotated as sodium-coupled monocarboxylate transporter 2-like. Gene Ontology annotation, cellular component: membrane. Gene Ontology annotation, biological process: transmembrane transport; sodium ion transport. The record is from RefSeq and is a predicted model, not a curated record. The transcript has 4 exons. NCBI's taxonomy places the organism in Eukaryota, Metazoa, Arthropoda, Insecta, Coleoptera, Lampyridae. Gene Ontology annotation, molecular function: symporter activity. The coding region runs from base 15 to 902 and encodes 295 amino acids.
UCCAGUGUUUCGGAAUGGUGGCAGUAAACGCCUUCUGCGCUUUUAUUGGCGUUAUAUUAUAUGCAAGGUAUAUGAACUGUGAUCCGGUAAUGGCGGGUGACGUGCGACGAUACGAUCAAAUUCUUCCUUUUUUUAUCAUGGAAAUCGGCAAAAAAGUUCCAGGAUUGUCGGGUAUUUUUAUUGCCGGUAUUUUUAGUGCAACUUUAAGUACACUAUCUUCAUCAUUCAAUACGUUAUCUGCUACCAUUUAUGGGGACUUAAUAGCACCGUGUAUAUCACGAGAAGCACUAAAGGGCAAAGAAUGUUGGAUCUUAAGGCUGAUAGUUGUAAUAACGGGUGGUCUUUGCACAUGUUUAACUUUUCUGGUUGAAUACAUGGGAGGAAUAUUGCCGUUUGUGACGGCCGUUGUUGGCUUGGUGUAUGGAGUACUGACCGGAUUGUUCAUCCUUGGCCUUACCUUUAGGAGGGCAAAUGCAAAAGGUGCCUUUUAUGGAAGUGUUACAAGCUUUAUCGUCAUUGGUACCAUAGCUGCUAUAGGCCAAUGGUAUUCUAUUCAAGGUGCUGGAGUUGAUUUCAGAAAACCAAUGUCAGUGGCAGAUUGCCCGGUUCCUGUCAACAUCACAAUAGUACCCACGGCACACGCGGAGUAUACACCCUUCAAACCAUUUGUACUAUUUCGAAUUUCCUUCUGGUACAACUCGGUUAUGUGUACGCUAAUGGUGAUCAUUGUUGGCAUGUUGGUUAGCUGUUUAACUAAAACCGAAAGCGUAGAUCCUACCCUUCUGAGUCACAUUGGCCGUAAAGGCGUCAGUAAAGGAAAACUACCGACUAUAGAAACGUACGCGGUUGGAGUGAAGGACGAGAGUGGACAUACCUACAACUUCCAGCGGAAUGUUUGUUAAACUAUUGCGACUGAUUGUUUUUUUAAGGAUACUGGGGUAUACUGAUCAGAUGCUACUCCUUUUAUGUAUCCUUGCAGCAAGAAUUCCACAGACAAGUUAUAUACAAAAAUAACUCCACCGCCAAAAAAGUGACGAUUAACAUCCGUCUCUUUCAUGUAAAACAAUUUCCGUUCUUUUCAUCUUUCCGAACACUCUCCUCCUUCCUGUCUAAAUGACUUCGUCAUCGAAUAACUACCGGUCGCGUUUACGUCGGCGAAAAAACAUCUGCUCAUUGAAACUCAAUUAGCUUACGCAGCGAUAACGAAACUUCAUAUCGCAACGACCGGAUUUACAAGAGGCAACUUUAACAAAACAUUGACCCAAUUAAUUCCAGAUGUUCCUUAACUUACCAACUGAACAAUAAAAUAAACAAAUUAAAAGGUGAUUAUUUGAACAAAAAUGAAACAUCCAAUAAUUUAAAUACAACAUCAAAUAAAAGAAAUUCGCAUACAGAGAGUGACCCAUCAUGGUUAUAGGUGCCAAACAAAACUUCCGCGUGAAGUAGUUUACGCGGUAAUAAUUAUUCGUUAUUUUUUGUUAUUAUUGGUAGAAGCGCUUCAUUUGUUUCAUUUAUAUUUUUUCGUUACCAUUAAUAUAAUGUACCGUGUACCCUGUUCCACUUGUCUGUGAAACUUAUAAUACCACAAACAGAAUCAGUCUAACUUUUUUUCUGAGAUACAGGGUAAAAGUUUGACCUUUUGGUAUGUUAUCACAU